AUGUAAUUUAUUGAUGAAGAUAGUGAUGUCUAAUAGAUUUGCAUUCAAAAUUUAUAAUGCCUCGAUUAAUUUUGUUAGAAAAGUCACCCUAGAGCCUUUGCUGGGAUAUGCAUUGGGUUUAUUUAAGGUUUUUGUUAAAAUCAAGAAAUAUGCGGGUUACAUCAUUUUAGUAUUGAAUAAUUAAGAGACAAAAUUCAAUAACACCCAAUUAAUGGAAUCAGAUAAUAUAAUUUAUGCCCCAACAAUUGUGAUAACAUAAAAUGUAGAUUUUUACAUCCACCUUGGCUAAAAUAAGUUUGUUUAUAAUGUUUAAAUAAAAAAAAGCAAUGCUAAGCGGAGCCAAACUUAAUUCAUAAAAUUACUUGGGAUAAAUUAAGAGAUAUUGUAUAUAAAGAGUAUUCUAUUUCUGGAUUAAAUCCAGAAAUAUUUUGUGAUGAGAAUAUUUGCGAUUGUCCUGCAAAAAAAUUCAAUAUAGAUAAAUUUUGUAUUAAGAAUUUUAAAGGUUGUUGUCCAAUGUUGGACGAUAGAUGUAUAAAACCACAUAGAGCUUGGGAAAGUUUUAAAUUUAAUUCGAUCUUUUAAGAAUAAUAAAAUGCCAUUGUAGCAAAAGGCUGUAUAAAAUUUGAUGAAAGGCAAAAAAGCUUUAUUAAAUAAUAAUAAAAGCCACCUUAAUUGUAAAUAUUUAUAGAACAAAGUUCUCUCUUUUCAAUGGUUAACUAAAUUGAACUUAGACCUUAAGUGGAUAUUAUAUUUAUUAUUGAUUGUACAAUAAGCAUGGAAAAUUGGUUAGUUGCAGCUAAAUAAAAUAUUAAAUUAAUAAUUAAAGAAUUUACAAAGAAGAUUUCAGUUUCAUCUUGUGUAAGAAUAGCUGCUGUUUGUUAUCGAGACUUUAGUGAUGGACCUAAUCAUAUCUAAUAUCAUGAUUUCACUGUCUAGCCAGAGGAAAUAGAAAGGUUUAUUGAUAAAUUUUAACCUUAAGGAGGGGAUGAUAUACCUGAAGAUUUAAUUGGAGCUUUAGAUGUUGCAUACAAUUUAAACAUAUCAAAACAUCCUGAUAGUAUUUUAUAGAUAUUCACUAUAACUGAUGCACCUUGUCAUGGUAGUAAAUAUCAUAAUGUAUUGUUUGAUGAUAAGAAAGAAUAGAGUAAUUUAGAGGAGAAAAUAGAAAAAUUUGUAAAGAGAAAGAGCCGAUUUUUUUUUUCUUUUAUUUCAAUAAGGGAAUAGACAGAAAAAAUGGAAAAAAUUUUGAGAUAAUGUAUUCCUAAUUAUUAAAGUGCAAAAAUUACAGAAACAAAAUUUUCAGAUUAUGUUUUAUUUUCUUUAUCUGCUACAAUGAAUAAAGCUACUAAAAUAGAAGAUGAUAAUAAUUUUUUAUAUAGAGAAUCUAAAUAUAAAAAAUAAAAACAAAUGAAUUUUAUUUUUGAAUCAAGGGGUGGCUCAUACUUGAGUUAAUUUAGAAAACAAAUGAAAUAGACAAAGAUCAAAAAAAAAAAAACUUUGUUGUAAAUUGAAAAAGCUGAACUUAAUCUCUAAAAUCAUGAAAAAGGAUAAAACGUUUUGGUGUUUAAAGCAUUUGAUCAAAAAAAUAAUGUUUAUGUUGUAUUGAAGAUUCCUAAGUUUAUCAUUUAACAGUUUAAAAAAACUUAACUUAUUUCUGAAGAAUUAUAAAUUAAAGCAAAAAAUUAUGCUAAAAACAGAUAUUAAUAAUAACUUAUUGCUAAAUAAUUAUCUCAUCAUUUUAAUUAAUAAUGUCAUUAAUCUUAGGGAAAAUUUGUCCCUAUUUUUUAUUCCACACCAUAUAUUUAUUCUUUUGAUAUACCAAUAUUUGGAAUUAAGUUCGUUUAUGGAGAAAGUUACAUUGAUUUGGACAUUCCUUGGGUGAAAUAUAGUAAUAAUGCUGAUUUCUUUGAGAAAGAAUAUAAUUUUACUACCUUUUCCCAUUUUACAUAUGUUAAAACAAAUUAAAGUCUCAUUAUUACUGAUUUAUAAGGUAAGUUAAAUUUAUUUAGUGAUCCAUGUAUCCAUUCUAAAGAAUUAGAAGAUGAAGGAAACUGCCAAGAAAUAGGAUGCAAUAAUUUUUUCUAAUUUCAGCAUUAAAAUUGUACUUCUUUAUGUAUAAGCCUUAAAUUGCCCAAAAAUCAACUUCAAUAAGAUGCAUAAUAAAAAGGGGAAUAGGAGUAUAUAGUUGAUGUAUUUGGAGGUAAAAUUGAUAGAAGCAAACUUGAAAAAAUUUGUGCAAAUUGUAAUACUCAAGAAAAAUUAUUAAACUUAAAUGAUUAUUCAGAAAUAUGCAGGGCAUGCAACGAAAAAUAACAUUAGUAAGAAGAUUGUUUAUGUGAAUGUUGUAAAGAAAAAUUUUAAAUUUCUACUAAUUAUGAAUAAUUAUUAGAAACUGCAGUAUAUUUAUGCCAAAGUUGUAAAAAAAGUGAUUGUAAAAACUUUUAAGAGAGAUGUCAUUAUUGUUAAACUGGAAUUUGUAAGCAAACUAUCAAAACAAUUUAAGUUUUAAACAAAACUUAUUACUUAUGCUUAGAUGCAUUUCAUUACUUGAGAUAGAUUAGAUGCAAACUUUGUUCUCAAGAAUAUAAAUUUUAGAACUUGUUGACAAAUGAUGAGUACUGUGAAAAUAAUUACACUUGUAAUUCUUGUGUCUCAUAGAAGAAUAAUUGA
Paramecium primaurelia is the source of this 2670-nucleotide messenger RNA. NCBI's taxonomy places the organism in Eukaryota, Ciliophora, Oligohymenophorea, Peniculida, Parameciidae. The record is from the annotation of a GenBank genome assembly.